AUGUCUGAGUCUAUCGGCCGCUCUUCUCCACGGGUAGAUUGCAAAUCUCGUCGUCCUGAUGGGUCGCGGACUCUAACACCCGAAAAAAAGAGAUUUGAAGAGGACGUCUCCCCCGUCUCACUUCACGACACAUCAACAUCAUCCGACCGCUCCUCAUCAGCCAGAUGUAAACGCCACCACCGUAAAUCUGCUAAGAGAGAUGCCCGUGAAAACGAUGACAUUUGCAGGUCACACAGAGACAGAGACGGUAGAUAUUGUGAAUACAAACGUCGAAAGCGCUAUGAGGAUCGAGAUGAAGAUGAAGAAGAAACGAGCAAAGCUCAGUCUAAGCAUUCGCGACUUGAUGAUAGUUAUGAUCGCGAUGACAAACGAGGGAAGGAGUCCGAAGGAGGGGCAUGUCGUGAAAAGGAAAAACAUCGAAGAGGUAGAAAGCGUUCAGUGGAGAGAGAGGAGAAAAGGGGCAGUAAACGAAGGUACAAGGAAGAACGUGAGGGCUCGUCAAAGUGCCGGCGAUCAGGAGGUGAGCAUGGCCACGCAAGCAUGGAUAAGGAAGACAAGGAAAAACGCUCUAGACGCCGAAGCAGAUCUCAAAACUCCCCGUUUCGAGUCUCCUCAGCACAUAAUGAUAGAUCCUCACCCUCCACCAAGCAACACCUCAAUCCCUUCGUAAGUACUCUCCUCAAACCGCUCACCAGAGAGGACACCUCAGAUACAGAGUUUGAGGAGUUCCUUCCAGUUGGUUUCCUUUCCGGAGAACUUGCCAAGCGUUCGAUGCCCUUGCCAGCCGACCUGUUGCAAAAAGUGGCGUCGUCACAGCCGCAACAAAAACAAUCGCCUGACCAGGCCGUGUUAACUGGCCCACAAUCGGUAGCUAGCACUGAACCACAGAAGUCUGUUGAGGACGGCGAGAAUCGGUUUGACAACUUCCUCUCUCGCCUGUCAACUCGUAUGCAAGAGCAGGGACUAGAACCUGAAACUUGGAAAGACAGAGAAAUUGAUUUUUCGGAACUCUUGACAGAGGAGAAGAAUGCACUCAGGUUGGCUGCAUCAACAACAGCGAUGAAACAGAAGCAGUUGUUGGAGUCGAGUCUCUGCACGCCGUGGCAGGGAAUCACUGAAAAGAAUCCAGAAGACGUCGACGAUGAAGAGGCCCUCAAACUGGAAGCAGAACCCACUGAAGACAAGGGGGAACAGCCAGUUAAUUUGGUGGCUCUGGCGUCGAUGGGUUUCAGUCGACGUUUUCUCGGCGAUCGAUUGGCCAGGGAACUAGAGUCCAGAGGUCUGUCUCUCCCUCCAGCGACGGGCUUUCCACACUCCACGACGCACCAACCCUUGAAAGGAACAGUUCCAACCAUAUUUGGAGAGAUUCGCUGGCGCCAGAGCCUUCUUGGGAUUAUUCAUGCCUGA
This is a messenger RNA of Mesocestoides corti, 1407 nucleotides long. Lineage: Eukaryota; Metazoa; Platyhelminthes; Cestoda; Cyclophyllidea; Mesocestoididae. The record is from the annotation of a GenBank genome assembly.